Messenger RNA from Caenorhabditis auriculariae, 10455 nucleotides. The record is from the annotation of a GenBank genome assembly. Lineage: Eukaryota; Metazoa; Nematoda; Chromadorea; Rhabditida; Rhabditidae.
AUGUUCCCGCGCUUCUAUCGUCAAUAUGAUCAAGAAUACAGGUAUAUUUUAAACAAAAACAAAAAAUGAUCCAUAGUGGCUUGAGAAGUUUGCGCCCGACCUAAAGGCUCUAGUGGGUUUCUUUUUUCUUUUUGUUCGAGCUUUUCGAGCCGUGAAAAAUGCGGUAUUGUAUGAGCAAGUCUGUUUUUUCGUAACUUACCGGGAAAUGGUCCCAGGAGAUGAACUUUUUUUGUGAAGAUUGAUUUUCAAGUAAUAGUUUCGAAAAAGAGGAUUUGCUGCAGCUUUCAAGUUGAUAUUGAACCUAAAAAUUGGCAAGAAGCUAUUUGAAAAAUAUUAUGAUUUCUCAAAUUUGAAAGAAUUCCGCCGAAAUGGUGAAUCUUGCUGGAAUGCCUUGAGCAUGAUUGAAAACAUUAUUUUUCACCUGAUCAUUUUUUUGCUAAUCCCUGAGAGCAGUCAUUAAUUAUUAUUGGUCAUAUAAAAAAAGAUCCAUUUGAAAAACGUAAUUUUUUUGAACCUCUAGGGUUUUUUCAAUACUUUCUUGGCAUUUUUUUGACUAAUAUUGGUAAUCAACGCGAAAAAUAGCAUGCAUGUUCUUGUAUGAAAUCCCUUUUUAGGAGCUUAUCCUUUGUAAUAUUCCCGAUACCGACGCGCGUAAGUCGCUCUUAAGUCGGGCGCAAGAUUCAAAGACGUUUCGAGCCAUUCUCCAUGCGACCAGCUCGUUCUUCUUGGAAAUAAAUCAGGAUUCAUCAUUCUCUUCCAAUUUCAGGAGCCACUCCGUCCGAAGUAUGGAGGAUCUCAAUGUGAUCCAGGAGUUUAACGAUCACGAUGUUUUUGUGAUUGUUUUCAACCAAUUUAGUGUGUACCGCAUGACAUACGGUUUGUCUCGAGUCAAAAAAAAAGUUAUCUAAAAGAAAUCAAGGUGAUCUGCGGGAAAGAAACAGACGCGGCCUGCCCUUCCGCUUCCACCAGAGCGUUUUUGAAAGAAAGUUUUGAAAAUAUAUUUUUUAUUUUUUAGGACGAGUUAUUCGACCCCGUGCGGAACAUGAUAAUUGGCUAUGCCAGUUCAAGUGGUUUUGAAAAAUAUGAGAAAAAGAAAAAAGUUGGUUUUCAAGGCUCCGAUGAGGAGGAAGAGAACAGGUCGCCGGAAAGGAGACUCUAUCCGGAUUUCGAAUUGGAAAAUGAAAGGAAUGAAGAAAUAGGUGAGUUUCUGGUUGAAAAUUGAAGUAAAAAAAGGAAUUUGUGUUUUCUCGUUAUUGAAUUCCCAGAUUUUUUGCACUGGUAUAGAAUUUCGAAGUGAAAAACGGUAAGAGUCAUAUGAAUAAUUGCACUUUUUGAGCUUCAAAUGAUGAAUUUUUACACUGAGUUCAAUCCAGAUCGAUACCAAACGUAAAGUAGAUCCAAAAUAUGAACCCAUAGAGAAAAGAAAUUUUUUUUUUUGUAGGGGGUUGAUGAAUCCUUUCUAUAAAUGCUUUAACCCUACUUUAGUAGAAAUUUUUUUCUUCCUCUAAACUUUGGGAGAAAAAAAGAAAUCAAAAUAUGGGAAGCAAUUUUUUUCAUUAAACUGACAAGAGAAUGGUCUCAACUCCCAGUGGGAAUUCUGAACAAGACCAGGCCUUCUGGAUGUAGUUUUUUCACGCUUAUUCUGAAUCUGUCCUCAAAAAUUGUCAAGUAGGUCUGAAAAAAGUCAAAAUGUUUAAUGUCUUCGUUUGAACUCAUAUUUAGUGGGUUUAUAAUUCAAAAAAAGUUUUUUUAGAAAUAAAAUUGUUUUUUUCUGUUACAAGUGAAACAGGGAUCUACUUACCCAUCAAACCAAAAAUGAGCUCAAUGGAUUAAAUUGAAUUUUUGACUUUUCAAAGUCCUCAACUUUUUUCACAGGUUUCGAAAGCAACUUUCGAGGACAGAUUCGAAAUCAGCGUAAAAAACUAUGUCUUGCAAUCCUAUUCUCAUUCAGAAGACCCACUGUGAGCGUUCCCUGGCGAGUAAUUGUUGAAAUGACUCGUGAAUUCAUGGAACGGAAUGGAAAUUUCAGAAAGAGUUGAAGAGAUGGAAGAAGAUGAAAUGCUGCCGUCUUCUUCGAGUUACCCAGGCAGCUCUGGACAGCCAGCAGAGGGGAAUUUUUCAGAAGAAGUUCCAGGAGUCCAGCCCGGCUGGGGUACUCACAAAGCAACCAUUUCCUAUUUUUUCUCAUUUUUAAAGAAUAUUUCGAUGGCCCGCCGAUACAGAGAAGUGCGAACGGACGUGUUCUAAUUAUGGUGCCGCCAGGCCUUGUCAGAGGUUGUUUAGUUCUGAAAAAAGGAACUUUUCAUCCACUUUUUAGGUCCCCCGCCGAUGCUGGAUUCUCCCAUUCUUGCUGACCCAAGUGACACGAUCCAGGUAACUUUUCAAAAAUGAAAAAAACUUUUAAAAAAAUAAAAUAAAAUUUCUUUUGAAGCCGUUUAAUGUUAGUUUGUUUUUUGAUGAAUAUAUAUUUAAAAAAAACUGGCUGUUUUAUGAAUUUUUUUGGUCUCAUAACAUGACUUUAAGAAGGUUUAUCCGAUAAGUACGUAAUUUUUUUGAAAAUAAAUCAGUUUUCAUGUCAUUAAAGAAUAGUUGAUUGAAAAAUGAGCCAUUGAAAAAAUGGUCUCGAAACGAAUACAAGUUAGAUAGUGUCUGUUUGGAGGAGAACGCAGAGAGGCCACGCCCCCUUAGCCAAUCUCGCCGUGAAUCAGUUUUAUAGAUCUGUUUUUAAUAAAUAUCGACAAACUUUUGAACUCUUUAAAACGCAUCUUUAGCAAUUUAGUGUAAACAGCUAAAAAAAAAAAUCAACAAAGAUCGAAAAUUUUCUUGAAACUCUUCAUUCACAAUAUUAUCUUAAACUUCGAUUUUCCAGGCUCAGAAUUUCCAGGAACAAGCGGAAACCUUGGGUCCGAGGUCUUCAACUCGCUAUUCCGAUGCAGAGCUUCAGUUUCCUAGUUCUCCCAGCUCCUUAUCGGAACCAGCUCGAGAGUUCUCCCAAAGCUAUGAAAAACUGGUAAUUUUGAAAAAAAAAAGUCGAAAAGCGGAGUCUACCUUCUAAAGAGCACUGGUGAUCAAGAGAGCGCAGAGAGACAAACAACGCCUGCCCUCUCAUUUUUUAACGCUCUCUCACUUUCUAAGCCCUGAAGAUUCGAAAUAAUAUUUUGAACAUCAAGUACAAUGACGUCAUUGGAAAACGCUCUGUGGAUGGCUCGCUCUCUGAUUGGUUUAUCGCGCCGUUAGGGCGGAGUUUGAGCAACACAUUCAAAAUCUGAACAGACUAGAAAAACGCUUUGAAUGAUGUUUUUUUUUUCUUUUCACGACGUCCUUUUUCCUAUUUCAUUCAAUUUUUUUUUCAUAGCAAAAAAAGAUGAUUUUUGCGUUUUUCAGGAUGGAAAUGACUUGGAGGACCAACCGGAAACUUCGAAUGCUUUCCGAGAAGAAUUGGAGCCGGCUUUUCCGAAUUUUGGAGGAUCUGUUCAACCGGCUCAGGUAUUUCCGAGAUUGUUUCGAAAAAAAGCAUUUCAACCGACCAUUUUAGUUUUGAUUAAGUAUUUUUUCCGAAAAGGAUGUAAAGACUGUGAGCUUAUGACGUCUUUUUAGGGCACGUCAUAGCAACCCGCCCAUUUUUUGAUUUUUCUUUUCCUGAUGUAAAUUGAUGAAAAGGCCCCAAAUAGCUGGAAACGAGGCUUUUUCAGGACCAGAACGUCGCUUGCUCUUCGAACCCGUAUCCAGAAAUAGAACUCGGGUUUUCGAAUCUUCUCAGUACCUCAUUGGAACCGGCUCAAGAAUAUUUGGGGAAAUCGGAAAAAGAGGUGAUUCUGAACGAAAAAAAGGAAGAAUGAAAAAUGAUCGGAAAUUUAUUGGUUUUAUAACUCAAUUAGUAAAUCUUUCAACCAAAGUUUUGGUGACAUUUGUAUGGUGCUCCGAAUGCUUUCGUGUCCACAAACGAUAGUUCAUUGCAACAGUCUGACGUGUCUGCGUCUCUUUUACCUCUCCGGCAAGAAAAAAAUGAAAUCAGAACUCAAAAAGAGAGGGUCGCGAGAAAUUGAUCAAGCUUUUUUAGGAAGUUUCCGUUUUUUUAUAAUAAAAAAACAAAGUUAUGGUUCCACAAGUAUAAAAAAAGUUUCUAGUUUUUGGUUGGGGUGAAAAAAACUUUUCAAUGGAAUGUUGAAAAUUUGGUUCAAAGCCUGGCUUGGCUACUGCCUGCGCAGGCAUCUUCGCAAAAAAAAAAAAUGAGGCUCAAAUCAUGGGUCAGCACAAAAAAAUGCAGUCUAACGCAAAGCCUGAACACUUCGUGAUGUGGCCCACUUAGGUUUCAACCGAUUCAGCGGGAGUUCAAAUUAUUUUCAUUUCACCGAUUCAUUCAUUCAGCUUUUUUAGAUUUUUUCAUUUUACCAACAUAUAUGUCCAACAAUGUUCAUCUCAGCCGUCGACCUCGAAUUCUGCGGGCCUCCAAACAGCGGGAAGUUCGAGAACGAACCCAUCAAGAUGCAGUAUCCCGCUGCUUUCAAAUGAGCUGGACCUGAAGCAUCUCGUUCCGGGUUUUCCUCUAACCACUUUCAUUCAUUUUAUCAUGUUUUUUGAAGUUGCGAGACGGAAGCAGCUUCUGGACGAGUGUGUACGGCUUUUGCGCACAGUGUCCGAAGAGCAUCUCAAUAAGCAAGGCGAGAUACUCAACAUUGGGAAUCUGGUCAGUUUUUAUUAUUUCUUUUUGCAAGGCAAAAUAACUGCGUAGCAAACAUGAGCAAGUGAAGAACUCAAUGAGUCCGCGAGAAGUAGUCGAUCCACAAAAGAUUUUGAAAUCCAAGUUUGAAAUAAUUCUUCACCCCUGGGAGGUAGAAAUGACAAGACCCCAUAUUUGGGGUAAAAACAAAUUUUAUUUUUGUUGCGGGGAACAGAUGGCUUUCUUCUUGAAUUCAGAACAAGGAUUAAAUUUUUUCGGUGGAUUUUAUAAGUUCAAAAAACAAAAACAGUUGAAAUUGAGGAUUCGCAGAGGUUUUGUUUUGUAAGACUUCGUGAGAAAAUCAUAUCGGAACUGGGAAAAAUUAGCGCUGGACCACGAACUUCUAAAUCAUGAAGGGGUUUCAGAAAAUAAAAGCUGUUAAAGUCGCUUCUAGCGCGCCCCACGGCUAUUUUAUUUGAUAACUUCGGUCCCAUCGGAAGGGUUUUAUUUACAUUAAAAACUUAGCGAUGUAUUCAUCGAAAAAAGAGGUGAUCGAUUUACCGUAUUUCAAAAAAAGGAAGGAGUUUGAACUCCAAUAGAGCUGCGCGUCGAAUCAUGUAAUGACUUCCAUGGACUUUUUCUAUUUUUUCACACUAUUUUUUUUCAGGAAGCAGUUUGCGUCGUUUGCAAUACGACGAUUUUUCGGCGCGAUGUGACGGGAGUUGCGCAACACAUAUUUUCCCAAAACCACCGGGAAAAGGUGAGAAAGAGUCAAUGAAAUGCCGAAUAAUUAUUUCCUUUUAGCUGAGAAUCCGAGGCUUCACCGAAAAAGAUGCGUAUUUCUGGAAAAUAAACUUAAGACUCGUCCAGAAAACCAAAAAAACGCCGGUCGUCGAACAAGGUAGGCCAGAACAGUUCGCAUUUUAAAGACGUCUGUUCUCAGUUGGUCAGUAUGUGCAACUCCUCGACGCCCCUCGGGAAAAUUUGUUCGGCUUGGUGCCAGGUGAGAGAAAUUAUAAUGAUGUCAUUUUGAAAAGAAAAAAGAUGUCAUUUCUGGUCAGAUUGUCCGAUAGUGACGUCAUUGCUAGGCAGGAUAGUUCCGUCAACCCACGAAAAAAGAAAUAAUCAAGAUAUUCUAAAAUGACCUGGCAAUUUAGCAAAUACGCUCAAAAAUUGGAAAAUGCCUGUAGUUUUGAAAUCAGAAAAUUUACUCAAACAUUUAUAACGUCAUGAUAAAAAUUAGAACGAUGAAGUCAUUUUGAACUAUUGUGAAGAGUCUUGAAAGUGUUUGCUGAAGAUUGGUUUUUGACGAGAACUUCUGAGAGUUCAUGGACGACCAUAUUCAAGGAUACAGUCUUUGAUUAUUUCAUAUUUUCCCCCCGAAGAUGCUUAUUAAAAGAAAUGAAUGCUCAUCAGUCCCCCAAAAAUGGCUGUUAAGGGACUAUACAAGAUGCUUGAGAUUUAUAUCAGAAAAAAACUCGCAUUUUCUGACUUUCUUUCUGCAAUUAGCUUUCUUACAGAACAAGACAGAGGGCGAAUCUUGAUGGCGUUGACGAAAAUGAAGCAUUUGGUGAAUCUCGAAGACUUGCCCGCGAGAAUUUUGAAGAACCGGGUAAUUAUUUCUCAUCAUUUCUGCUUCAAGCUUCAGAUUUUUAGACGGAAUGCACAGUUUGCGGAUGGUUUUUGUCAUCUGCGAGAGAUGUUCUGGAUCAUAUUUUCGAUCAACCUCACAUGAAAAAAGUGACUUUUUCGUUGACUCAAUUUUUUUCACCUUUUUUGGAAGGCUUAGGGUGAUGGCAAAAAUGGUCGAUCCGGGACCAAAGUUUGCAAAAGAUCUGAAAAGGAUAAUUUUUCGGUUUUCUUAUCCAAUAUUUGUCAUCAAUUGUUGAGUUCAGCCAUGAGUUUGACCAACUACGGGAGAAGUUAGCUCGUUUCUAGAAGCUAGCUAAUGCCGUGUUCAAAGUAAUUUCCGCGAAAUGCGAAAUUGUCUCUGACUCUCCAAAAUUUAGUUAUCUUUCUCUUUCUCUGACGGCUAUUUUGAAUUUCGCGGAAUAACUUUGAACACGGCAUAAUUUUUUUUGACCCGAAAAAAAAUUGUGUGACCCGAAAGUGUUCAAAAUGCCAUGAACCGGAUUUCUCGGCAUUUGCGUCUACUACCGAUUUUUCAAAAUUUUCGGAAAACUAAUUGUGAAUGUGAAAACACGGCCCUGAAGUGAAAACACGCGAGAGACCUGAAAUUCCUGGAAGCUAUUCGAAACACGAACAUUUUUGUGCAAAAGCGCCCUAUAGAUCAUAUUUUGGCUGGAUCCCAUUCCGGGUUGGGCGGUCUACAAGUUUAGAAUAAUCGAGGUUAUACCUUCAUCGCGCGUCGCGAAAGUUGAAAAUCGCCGAAUUAAAACCGCAAGAACUUUUUGGACAGUUCGUUCACGACCUUUUCAGAUGGCUGCUCUCGAACUCACCCUGAGAGACACCAUGUACUGGGAAGUGGCCUUUCUCUCCGCCGAGGGGAGGUCUUCGUGCUCCGAAAUGCUGAAGGCACUCGCUGGACAAACCGAUAUGACGUCAUUCUUGCGGCAAGUCUAUCAACGAGCCCUCGAUGGCCGAAGUCUGAUGAAAAUCGGAAGAUUUAGGAAAAAAAAUAUAUUUUUCAGACAUUCAAAAGGUGGCCCUCUUGGAAGCUAAUUUCCAGUCGGAAGUCGUUAAAGGUGAAACAAGUUUUCGAUUUUUUUUGUCCAUUAAUCAAUUUUUCGAUAUUUUCAAGUUCUCCCAAAUAUGAGGUUAUUUAUGAACCACUAUGUUAUCCCUUUUUUGAGGAGGAAACGCGCUUUUUCAAGGUAGAUGCGCGCGAUUUCCGCUAUAUCAGUUUUAACCAAAAUAUUCCUUUUUCUCAAAGAAUUUCCCUUUUUUUUCUAUUUUCUUGAGAAUCAAUUUCGUUUUUAAACUCCUAAUUGCCAUUUUAUCAAUCUUAAAGUGUAUUUUUAUUUUCGAGUUCCAGGAUUUUAUGCUAAUUCCGAAGUUUUUAUUUUGUCGUUUCAAAACAAAAUCGUACUUAAUAAUUGCGUUUAUUUUUUCGAGGUAGAAGUGCCCAAUGUUGAGGAUUGACACACUAAUUUUUAAUUAGUCAAAGACAAUCAAUUAUUGUUAACUAUAGUUUUGAUGUUUUUUAACUUUUUUUUGAACCAGGUUGCAGGUAACUGUUACAGGUGAGUUGCUUUCGAGAUAAAAUCACGAGGAGAGUACGCAUUUCUGAGAGAGAUGUGCGCCUUUUCAGGGGUUGCACUUUUCCUCUUCGGAACUCUUCCAAAAUCUGUAAAGAAAGUUUUUUCAGUGGAUGAGCGACAAAAAGUCUUGGACGAGCUGUGCUUGGAAUACUAUCGUUCUGGUUUUUCGAAUAAUCAGGAACCUCGAAUGGUUAGAACUCGAUACAAGCUGAAUUUAAUCAUUUUUCUUCACAGGCGACCUGCUUUUUAUGUUUCGACAAAGGCUGGAUGUGGACCAUGGGCGAAAUUGGAAAGCAUGUUUUUGGUGUCCAACAUUUGUCGCAGGUUUUUUUCCACUGUUAAAAGUUUUUUUCCUAAUUUUCCAAUAUUGACAGCUCUUCGAAGAAGGUUUCACUCACGAGGACGUCGUGGAAUGGAAGGCGAUUUUUGAAAGAUUCAAAAGUAGUUUUUUUUUUCUUCGAAAUUUUUCAGUGAUAUAGUACAUGACUAAUAGAAAAAGAAGUUUGAAUUCAAAAAAAUGACGUCACUAGGUGUGAAAAAAAAAAAUGAAAAAUGAAGUCAACUUGUGGGAGAUAUUCAGCUUUUAGGCAACCAUCACAACACUCCAGAAUUUUUUCAAAAGGAAAUUUAGGAGCGAAAAUAUAAAUUGGCGUCCUAUCGGUCAAGGCAAGAAUUGAGUCAAUGUUAGUCAAAAUAAUUGACGUCAUUCGACCCGAAAAAUGACGUCAUCCUGGACAAAAUUCAGCUGAGAGUGUCGAGACCCCGGCUCAAGUUGCAGAAAUUAAAAAAUAAUCACAAAAAAAAAAUGCUUGCUCAGAAAAACUAAAAAAGGGCUUUUCGCUGAAUUUUUCUCAAUUGACGUCACUGGAUUCUCCUCUUGGCCACGAAUCAUUUACUUCAAGGCCUUCUCAACGUGAAAGUGGCCUGAAAUCAUUCUUUUUUUAGUAAGCCCCGCCCUGCCCCUUAAAAGGAAAAUUCCUCCAUAUAAGAAAAAAAAAACUCUCAAGCUUCAUUUGUUCGUGUUUUAAUCCGAAUUUCCAUUCAGAUGCUGAUCUGAUUGGAGCUGAACCAGUGAUCGAAACUCAAGUGGAAAAUGUCCAGGAAGAAAAUACCGAAAAUGUUGAGGAAAUGACCGAAAAAGACGUUCUCCAAAAGAAUUACGGUAGCGCUUUCAGGUUCGCUUUCAAAUGAGCAAUAUUGUGAUUUUCAGCGUCCAACUCUCAAUUGGCUGAAAAAGUAAACGGUGUUGAAAAAAAUGAAGUGAACUCGGUUAUUUUCGAGGCUCCAGAAGAGCUUCCAGAUGAAGGUAAAGUUAUUACGGCUGUAACAUGAGAAAUAUUGAGCAAUUUUCAGAUUUUUCAGGCUCUUCUGAAACGCUUAAUGUUGAGGGAGAACAAGGAGAAAAAAUGGAAGUUUUUGAAGGGAAUGUGGAAGAAAAAGCUCGAGAAAAGCUUCAAGUUGAAGGUAGCAUUCAAUAGGCUGUAAAGUGAGCAAUAUUGAGCAAUAUUAAGAUUUGUCAGGCUCUUCUGAAACGCUUCAUGUUGUGAAAGGACAAGGCUUCAAAGAAAGAGGAAAAUUGAAAGAUUUCAAGAAGGAAGGUUCCGAAGAAAACGAUGGUACCUUUUAUACAGCUGUGAAAUGAUCAGUAACGUUUUAUUUUUAGUUUCGGCUUCUGAAGACCUUCCGCCUAUUAAGGAGAAAGGCAAAUUUAAUCUCCGAAAAAUGAAUUUAGUUUUUUUUUAGAGCCUGAUGGGGAGAAGUUCUUCGAUGCUCCUGAAAAUUUCUCUUUGGCGUGAGUUUUUCGUCAUUUUUCCUUUCCUGAGUUUGGACAUUUUUCAGAGCCGGUCCUCUUUUCACGCACCAGAAGAAAAUGAGCAACAUGUGGGCCAAAAAAAUGGGUUUUUUUCAAAUUCUAGUUAACAUGUAGAAAUUCGUUUUUCCAGACGCUCCAAAAAAGAAGUACCUCUCGCUUCUGGAAAACCUUGACGUGGAGAAGUUUGACGCAGCUGAAGAUUUUUGGAAGGUUAGUUGAAGAGAAUGGAGAAUGGAGAGAGCACCAAACAGGAUGAAAAUAUGGGAUUUACAAGGACGUGUGUAAAAUUUUACUCCACCCACCCAGGCUACGCCUUUUUUAUGUCAUCGCGCGAAGUAGUUUUCAGGUCGGUUGCACUAAAAAUGACCGGAAAGAAGUCGUUGCAACGUUGCCGGCUUUCCGAGAAGCUGUUCAAUCAAAUCGAGUUGAUAAAUUCAAAUUUUCAAAAGUUGGAGUUGAGCCAUUUCAAGUGCGACCGUAUAGAAAUGAAGAAUUUCUCGAUUUCUCGAAUGACUCCCAAAAGUAGAAAUUUGUUCCAGCGAACUUGUCCUCAAUGCGAAAUUUCUAUGGAUUCGCCCUCCUCCGUGGUUUUUCACGCUUUUAGUGAAGACCACUUGAAAAAAGUACGUUUUGAAACUCCGAAACUCUAAAAAAAAAAAUCAAAUUUUCAGCUCAAAGCUGCGAAAAUCGCAACUUAUCGGGAAGAUUUCAAGUUUUGGACGAAGAAAAUAGAAAAAUGUCAAUUGAAAAAGUCACAGUAA